AUGUCUUACGACAAGGAAGCCAGAUAUGAGAAGUUUUAUGGCGUCUAUGACAAAUGGGAUGAGUCGCGCUUUCGCUGGGACAAGAACGAUAUGCCAAACAAGUGCACUCAGCUUCAAGUCCGAUACAGAUGUGGUCACACACUUGGCGGCGAGUUCAUCAAAUGUGCGCGCCAUAUAAACAGUGAUGAUGAACGUUGCUCAAAUCGCUAUAUCCAUUUCGUCGAAGCCAAACAAUCGCCACACAAAUGCCGUACGUGCACCCGAUCAGGCUAA
This is a messenger RNA of Penicillium diatomitis, 273 nucleotides long. RefSeq lists its product as uncharacterized. The coding region runs from base 1 to 273 and encodes 90 amino acids. NCBI's taxonomy places the organism in Eukaryota, Fungi, Ascomycota, Eurotiomycetes, Eurotiales, Aspergillaceae. The transcript is spliced from 2 exons. The record is from RefSeq and is a predicted model, not a curated record.